AUGAUCUAUGCACUUCUUUUUCAAUGUCUCUUUCUUUUUCUCUUCCUUUUGUUUUCUUUCUUUUUUUUCUCUUGCGUAUUACAAUUCUAUUAUGCUGUAUUUCUUUCUUUCUUUCUUUCUUUCUUUCUUUCUUUCUUUCGCCUGAUCACCGUAGUCUUCCUCCCCUUCUCAAAUAUGCUUUUCUUUCUUUCUUUUUCUUUCUUUCUUUCUUUCUUUUUUCUUUCUUUUUUCUUUGAUCACCGUUUUUUCUUUCUUUUCUUUCUUUCGCCUGAUCACCCUAAGUCUUUCUCCCUUCUCAAAUAUGCUUUUCUUUUUCUUUCUUUUUUCUUUCUUUUCUUUCUUUUCUUUCUUUCUUUCUUUCUUUCUUUCUUUCUUUCUUUCGCCGUGAUUCCUUUCUUUCUAGUCUUCCUUUCCUUCUCAAAUUUGCUUUUUUCUUUCUUUCUUUUUCUUUCUUUCUUUCUUUCUUUCUUUCUUUCUUUCUUUCUUUCUUUGUUCGCACUUUAUUUCCUCUUUUCUUUCUUUCUUACUUAUUUUCACUUCCCGUUUUCUUUCUUUUUUCUCUCAUCUUUUACAAUUUUACAUUUUCUUUCUUUUCUUUUUCUUUCUUUCUUUCUUUUACCAUCAAAUUUAAUUAUUUUAUUUUUCUCUUAUUUAUUACAAUUUUUCUUUUUUUUCUUUUUCUUUACUUUUUCUUCUUUUCUUAACAUAUUCUCAAUCUUUUUCUUUCUUUCUAUACGUUUUUUGUUUUCUUUCUUUUUUUUCUUUCUUUCUUUCUUUCUUUCUUUCUUUUGA
Molecule: messenger RNA, 792 nt
Organism: Acanthosepion pharaonis
Lineage: Eukaryota; Metazoa; Mollusca; Cephalopoda; Sepiida; Sepiidae
Source: the annotation of a GenBank genome assembly